Sardina pilchardus (European sardine) is the source of this 1224-nucleotide messenger RNA. It is a transcript of the gene plekhf1, whose product is annotated as pleckstrin homology domain containing, family F (with FYVE domain) member 1. Gene Ontology annotation, cellular component: early endosome. Gene Ontology annotation, molecular function: metal ion binding; phosphatidylinositol binding. Gene Ontology annotation, biological process: endosome organization; endosome to lysosome transport. Bases 175 to 1035 code for a protein of 286 amino acids. The transcript has 2 exons. Lineage: Eukaryota; Metazoa; Chordata; Actinopteri; Clupeiformes; Clupeidae. The record is from RefSeq and is a predicted model, not a curated record.
GUUGACAUGAAACACUCUGAAGACCGAAGCUGAGUAGUUUGCACGUACAGUACCUUAGAAGUUGGAAAGCAGCGCUUGUUUGAAAGAUACUUUCAUACACCAUAGCUCAACCUUCAAGAAGCUGAAAUUCACCUCUAGCACAGUCUCUUCAGAUCUUUACACUGCCAGUCAGUCAUGGUGGACCAGGCACCAUUCGAACAGAAGAACCGGGAGCGGAUUCAGGCAGUGGAGAAUUCCUUUGGGCCCUCUGGGAAGUCGCUGGUGGAGCCGGGUCGUGUGUUGGUGGGAGAGGGGCGACUCCUGAAGCUGUGCCGUCGUCGGCCGCAACAGAAGGUGUUCUACCUGUUCAAUGACAUCCUGGUGUACGGGAGUAUAAUUCUUCACGGGAGAUGGCACAAGAGGCAGCAGAUCAUCCCUCUGGAGGAGGUGGAGCAGGAGGACCUGGAGGAUGGGCUGGGCAUGGUCAACCAGUGGCUGCUCCGCACGCCUCGCAAGUCCUUCUCCGUGGCCGCCGCCUCGCUCGAGGAGAAGCAGGCCUGGAUGGAGCACAUCGAGGAGUGCCGUCUGCAGCAGAUCGAACGCCUCGGCCUCAAGUCCGAGAAGAGGGGAAGUUUCGCCGCCUCCUGGAUUCCCGACCGAGCGUCGGCCAUUUGCAUGCGCUGCUCGGAGCGCUUCGGCGUGACGCAGAGACGCCACCACUGCCGCCGCUGCGGCUUCAUCGUCUGCAACGGCUGCUCAAAGGGUCGGGCCGUGCUGGAGAACAUCUCCAGGAAGCCGGUGCGCGUCUGCCAGCAGUGCAUGGCCACGGCGCAGGGGGACACACAGAAGGGACAGCCCAACAGCAGACACUGGCACAAGGACUCGGUGGAGGACAAGCAACGCACGCGCCACCAAGACGCCUCCAGCGAAGAGGAGGCCGAGGAGCUAGCCGAGAGCCACACGCCCACUCAGUGGGCCAGCGCACAGGACAGCUCCUGGUCACCGUACUGCUACUUUAACCCAGAUCAUCUAACGCCGCCUGCACUGACGGACUGAAGCCAUUAGGCAGAAAAUGGCAAACUGGAGGAGCUAAAACAAAGACUGAAUUUUUAAGAAAUAGGCAAGGCUAUUUCACUAACACUAAUUUCCUGAUAUAUUUAACUGAAGUAGGUUCAUCCUGAUAUUGUUUAAAGCAACAUAUAUUUUAUAUAUAUAUAUAUAUAUAUAUAUAUAUUAUAUAUAUAU